UCUACCCAGAUUGAAUCACACGGUUAGUUACAGUGCUGUGAUUCAAUGAUGAUGUUAUCAUCUAACACAUGAUAAAGUUAUACACACACCCACGCACACAUAUCUCCAAGUGUUGAAUUCUUGAUUGUAAUUGGUCAAACAUUGUUGAUUGAUUUUCUAUAACAGCAGCUCUGACAUUAUUUUCUGCUGUCGUGUAAAUCACAGGGUUAUAUUAAUGCACUAGUUCUAAUGCAUUUGUGUUAUGGUGUAUAUGAGAAAGAAGCUAAAAGUGAGCUAAAAGCAUUUAAGUAUGAAGAUUGGGCCACAUUUUCUAUGAUGAACAGAGAUUGACUCAUGAUUUCCUUUUAUUUCACAACGGUCAUUACAUCACUGUUCACUUCCACAAAGAAAACUUUACAAAAAAAGACCCAAAGUAGGUAAGAGAAAGCUGUCUCUACUUUCAGGUUAUUGUAAAUAUAAAUGUCAUCAUGAUGCCAUGUACGAUUUCACAGAAAUUAUUAUAUAAAGACAAGAACACCUGUACAUAUUGAUAUAAAUUGUGUUUCUAGUGUUCGCUGUGUUCUUCAGGGCUCUAAGUGGUACUAUGGACGUUGGAUCCAGAAAGCUGCUGCUGCUGAUCCUGUUGUUGAAUAUUACAGUUUCAGUAUCAGGUAUCCAGCACGUGAAGGUGUCAUGCCAUCCUGAGAAGAUCUGUGCUCUGAGGGAGUCAUCUGUGAACCUGACCUGCUCUUACUCAAAUAUCACCAUCAUCACUGGCUUCUGGUUCAGCCUAAAGGACAAAGCUAAAUGGAGGAAGGAGGAACAUCCAGAGGAUUUAGCUUUAGACUCAGACUACGCAGGACGUGUGAGCUACACAGAGAUGACAAACUUCAGCUCGACUCUUACAAUAACAGACCUGAGAGAGAGAGACUCAGGGGAAUAUCGCCUCGUGUUCAUUAUGGAUAAAGGAUUGAAAUAUCUGAACUCAGCUGAAGUUACUCUAACAGUUAAAGGUGCUGGCAGGAGCUGUUGGAGUGUGACCUACAGAGACAAAAGAGUCUGUGCUUUGGAAGGGUCUUCAGUGGAGUUUGCUGGAAGUUACUCACAUCCCAGUGAUCUGAGUGUUAGAGAAGUAUUCUGGUUUUAUUUUCAGCGUGGUAAAGACUUCCAGGACCUGAAGCAGGAAACACAGUUUACUAAUCGAGUUGAAUAUGUGAAACAAGACAAAAGCAGCACUUUGAGAAUGAAAAACCUGACAAAGAAAGACUCUGGAGAAUAUCAACUUAGAUUCCUUACUAAUGAUGGUAAAGGAUUCUCUGGUAAACCUGGAGUGAUUCUGAGUGUUACAGAUCUGCAGGUAAGAGCGAGUCCCUCUGCAGUGGCAUCAGAAGGACAGACUACAGUAACGCUGAGCUGCAUCACCUCCUGCACUCUGUCUAACAACCCCACUUACAUGUGGUACAAGAACGGACAGCCUGUUACUGACAAACUCACCAAACACAACAAGCUCUACCUGAUCUCCAGUGAAGAUGCAGGAACCUACUCCUGUGCUGUGAGAGGACGUGAGGAUCUCCACUCGCCUGAACUAACUGUGACAUGUGAGCCACAAAACCCAGUCAUUAUAUUAAUGUAUCGGGUUGUGAUAGCUCAGGUUCAAUCCUCAGCACUGACAGAGAGCAGCUUUUAG
Messenger RNA from Ictalurus furcatus (blue catfish), 1666 nucleotides. RefSeq names its product leucine-rich repeats and immunoglobulin-like domains protein 2. Lineage: Eukaryota; Metazoa; Chordata; Actinopteri; Siluriformes; Ictaluridae. The transcript is spliced from 4 exons. The record is from RefSeq and is a predicted model, not a curated record. The coding region runs from base 584 to 1666 and encodes 360 amino acids.